This is a messenger RNA of Aspergillus homomorphus CBS 101889, 817 nucleotides long. RefSeq names its product gamma-glutamylcyclotransferase family protein. Bases 11 to 613 code for a protein of 200 amino acids. The record is from RefSeq and is a predicted model, not a curated record. NCBI's taxonomy places the organism in Eukaryota, Fungi, Ascomycota, Eurotiomycetes, Eurotiales, Aspergillaceae. The transcript has a single exon.
CCAAAACCCCAUGGCAAAUCCCAACCGCGACGAAAUGAACCCUCCUCCGCCCCCGCCACCUCUCCCCUCAAACCCUUCCUCUAAGAUCUCACCCUAUGUCCACAAGCUCAGGACCGCCCCUCCUAAUGCCUUCUACCAGACCCCCAAACCGGCACCAGCCGUGGACUUACAAGCCGCACGUAGUGGCUCCUACUUCUUCUACGGCACACUAACCGAUCCCGCGAUGGUCGCCGAGAUCCUCGGGCUAGACGAGCAACCCAAGCUACGGCCUGCCUACAUCAUGGGAUACAAGUGCAAGAUGUGGGGGCAGUAUCCCGCCAUUCUCGAUGAGCCAGGCUCUGCCGUCAAAGGCGCAGUGUACCAUGUGCGCACCACACAGGACGCGGAAAAGCUCGCGGCGUAUGAGACUGGAAGCUACCGCGUCGAGUCUUGUCGUAUUCGAUACACUGAUGGCGAGGAACCGGCGGAUGAACUCGGAUACGUGUUCGAAUUUGUUGGGCAUCCGAGUGAGCUAAACGAGGGAGAGUUUGAUCUGAAGGUUUGGUUGAGACGGAUGGGAAGACGGGCUGUGGCUGAUGGUCUGGAAGUGGCAGUAGCAGGACGUAGUGGGUAGACAUGAUGGUUUUAUGGUCGUGACUUUCGAAAGUCUUGCCCGCUGUUUCUCAGUAAACAACGCAGUGGAAGAACAGAAUCAGAGCGAGCGUCCGAGUAAACUAAGCUGGCCUCCCUCUCGAGCACAACUCGACAAGGAGACCCCGUCACGCAGACGGAACGGCGACGGAACGGCGACGGUCAGUCAUAGUCAUGAUCAUAGCCC